This is a messenger RNA of Entelurus aequoreus (snake pipefish), 3658 nucleotides long. Its product is annotated as fibroblast growth factor 11-like. Bases 208 to 957 code for a protein of 249 amino acids. Gene Ontology annotation, cellular component: cytoplasm. The record is from RefSeq and is a predicted model, not a curated record. The transcript has 5 exons. NCBI's taxonomy places the organism in Eukaryota, Metazoa, Chordata, Actinopteri, Syngnathiformes, Syngnathidae. Gene Ontology annotation, biological process: positive regulation of gene expression; animal organ morphogenesis; fibroblast growth factor receptor signaling pathway. Gene Ontology annotation, molecular function: growth factor activity; fibroblast growth factor receptor binding.
UCAGUAUUUGGGAGUUCACCCAAUCUUUUCUUUCCUCCAUCUUCAUCUUUUCCUGCUGCUCCAGCUCAUCAUCAGAAGAGGUCCCCUAGCCCUGCUCCGUCGCCCUGGGUGAGCGGGCAGGGGGGUGGCCCACAGUACCCCCCGACAUCUGGGCGUCAGCUGGCCGGCGGCGGCUGGUGAGGAGGGGGCAGGGCCUGUGCUGGGAAGAUGGCCGCCCUUGCCAGCUCCCUCAUACGGCAGCGUCGGGAGGUCAAGGACCCCCAGACCAACCGGCAGAUUGCCAGCAAGAGGAAGCCGUGUCCGAAAAGCAACAAGUCACUCUGCCAGAAACAAAUCCUUAUUUUAAUAUCGAAGGUUCGAUUAUGUGGCAGUCGAGGGAGAAAAAUGGAAAAAAGACCAGAGCCGCAGCUGAAGGGCAUCGUCACGCGGCUCUACUGCCGACACGGCUUCUACCUCCAAAUGCUGCCAGACGGAACCAUGGAAGGCACAAAGGACGAAAGCAGCUCCUUCUUGCAGUUCAACUUGAUUCCUGUGGGCCUCAGGAUAGUGGCCAUCCAGAGUACUAAGGCGGGGCUCUACGUGGCCAUGAACAGCGAGGGCUACCUCUACACUUCGGAACACUUUACACCAGAGUGCAAGUUCAAAGAGAGUGUGUUUGAGAACUACUACGUCACCUACUCGUCCAUCCUGUACAGACAGACGCAGUCAGGUCGGGCCUGGUACAUUGGCAUCAACCGAGACGGGCAGGUCAUGAAGGGGAACCGUGUCAAGAAGACAAAGGGAGCUGCACAUUUUCUACCUAAACUCAUUGAAGUGGCCAUGUAUAGGGAACCGUCCCUGCACGACGUCGUUGAGCAGAGUCCACCCAGGAAGACGCCCAAGACAUCCAGUGACUCGCCUGUGCUCCAGAAUGGCAAGAAAGACACUGAAACCAAAACGAAAACUUCAUCUUCCUAGCGCUUACAGACAAACAGUGGAGGGAAGAAGCCCCCCAAAGGACACCUGAACAGAGUUGCCAGAUUAAGGAUCCCUUUGAGACUCUUUGGCUACUAUAGCGGGUACAAGGCCUCAAAACAAUAAUUGCUGUCCACUUUCAUGUCCGAACCUCGGUGUGAAAAAAAAUUGUGAAGCAAUAACUUCAAGGAGAGGCAUCAUAAUCUGGAAGAGGUGAAUCCAGGGUUUCCCCUUAAUGUAUUUGAUUGUGUCGGUGCGCCACGGCAACAUAGCCACAACACCUUAAAAAUUUGGAGUUUUACAGGAAAACAAAAUAAAAUAAUACAAUGUGUUGUAGCGUCCAUAAGAAGACACACUAAGUUUGAUGCUCUUUUUAGCUUUUAUUGCCAAUUUUAUGCUAACAACGGGCCCAAUUCCAACAAGCAUUUCCUCCGUGCACACACAUCUGUCUCUGUACACACAACAACACUUUGACAUUCUCCGCCAACACUGUAUGUUCACAGACCAUGGGAAAAAUUAACAUCAUAACACACUAACAUACACAUUAACACCAGCAGGUAUUUACAGUUUGAAUGGAUAUAUAUAGUCUAUUAGUUGUGCACUAUUGAUUAGUGAUGCACCGAAAAUAUGGCUGCCAAAAAACUACAUACUUUGAUCACCGGAACAGCUCAGUCAAAACCAAAUGUGAUGUCAUAAGCGAUACGCACAGGAUCGUCUGGAUCGGAGGAAGCAUGUCCGUAAUGUUGACAUACUUUAAUAUAUCCAAGAUAUACAGUGAUCUACAAAAUUUAAGAUGACAGUGGCGGCUUUUAAGGAGUGGAAGGCUCCACGCUGCGCAAAGCAAGUGUGACGUCAGGUUUGCUGCAAUCCAAAAAUAGUUAUUGAAUUUGUUAUUCUUAUAGCUAGACCUGUGUGUUUAUUUCCGUACCUGACAGCUUCGGCUACAACUGUUGCCUUAAUUAGAGGUUGUCACGUGAUGAAGGCAACAGUUGUAGCCGAGAGGGUCAGGUACGGAAAUAAACACACAGGUCCGGCUAUAAGAAUAACAAACUGAGACUCACUGCAGUUCGCUUUUUGUCGCAGACAAAGAGCGACAAAAGAAUCUCUAAACAUGAGUACAGUUUACAAAAACACCAGGAAUAAAUGCUAGCUUUGUGUUUGAUUUUAAUUAAAAAAAGGACUAAAAGGAUUGGAGAAAUCUCUGGAAAAAAAAUAUUCUCAACCAAUUACAUUGUACAAUUGAAAAAUAGUGCAAAACGAUAUUUAAGAAAAACAUUUUCAUAUAAUUAUUAAAACAUUUUCAAUGUAUGUAUACAUUGUGUUGCCUUUUUAAAGAAAAUAUAUGCAUCAUCGCAAAUAAUGUAAUGGCGUCAUAUUGACCACGUCCCUAGCCAUGCCCCUAACAACGCCCCCACCGCCACAGAUAUCUUGGCAAUCUAGGGGAAACCCUGGAAUCAGAUGCUUUCUUGUCAUAAUCACCAACUAUAUUUCCCAUUCAGUCCAGCAGCCGAAUCUUCCUGCUGUUUCUCACAACGGGUGCAACGGUAGAAUGUUGUUUUGGUUUGACUGGUUCUACAGCCACCUGCUUCAUCCAUGCAUGUCUGAAAGUUUGACCGUAGCCCUAUUUGUGUGUAUGUGCGUGUGUGUGUGCCUGUGCGUUCCAUUUACCACUAGUCUGAUUUGAUGAGUUUGUGACAAUUUUCUACUCAGUGUUAAUGGAAUGAUCGGCAUCCGUCAACUCUUAAAUGAGAAGCGUGGAAAGCGUCCUCAGUACAUUGUGCAUUCAUACAAAUACACUUGAUACAGUAUAAAUUAUUUCCCUCACAAAUACACACAGGGCGGUGUAGUGAUAUGAAGCGUUUGACUGUUGAGGAGGAUUACAAUUAGCAGAUGAUAAAAUGGUAUACUUGUUAUAUUUGUGCUUGUAUGUUGAUGACAUGUUUGAAGCAAAAUUGCAUGACUGACACACAAAAGAUUGAGAUGAAAAACAAAUGUCUAAUUACUUAUAUAUGAAACGCUACGCUAUAUAGAUCACUUUACUUUAUUCCCCAAAUCAUGGAUACAUGUAAUGUUAGCAAUAUUUGCUCAGUGACCACGCAAGAAAGGGCAAAUUAUAAAGGCAUUUUACUUUGAAUUCAAUUAACCCAUUAAACAUUGCCAUUAUUGCUACAUUUGUUCCAUGCCAGUAAUUAUUAAAACACUACUUUCACACCCCACGGAAGCACUUAAAACCUUAAUCAAAUGGCUAAGUAGACCUUCAGGUUGCCAUGUUUGACCAGUCAUCCCCCAUGGAUCACUAAGUCCAUUAAAUGUUUGACUAUUCUUCACAAAGUAAUUACACAAAUGUUUAAUUAAACGGGGACGCUACAAGAACAGAAUUAAGACCGUCGUCAGAUACUGCUUGGAUUGCAGUGCGGAAGAUUUUACUGUGAUAGAAAAAGAAAAAAAGAGAGAGAAACAUUUCACAUAGCUCUAACUAUUUCAUUCUAAGGGCUGGGACAUCUAUGUUGCAAUAUUUUCUUAUAUAUGAUUGUUGUUUUCAGCGCUAACUUUAUUUUAAUAAAGAGGCAAUAAGCUGUAAAGGGCAUAUAGCAGCUUGUUGUUUGUGACUCAGGAGGGAAUUUUUAAGUCUAAGAAAAAAGUAUAAGAAGUGUCAGUGUAAUAAUGUAUAAUAGAAAGCAUGCAAUGAUUUUUGGAGUUUAAA